Messenger RNA from Perognathus longimembris pacificus (Pacific pocket mouse), 679 nucleotides. RefSeq names its product chromosome 7 C1orf162 homolog (gene C7H1orf162). Lineage: Eukaryota; Metazoa; Chordata; Mammalia; Rodentia; Heteromyidae. The coding region runs from base 231 to 623 and encodes 130 amino acids. The transcript is spliced from 6 exons. The record is from RefSeq and is a predicted model, not a curated record.
CACAAAAACAGUUCUCACUGCUUAGAGGACUUUUCAGGAUGUGGCAAUGACCCUAAAGAGGAAGUCCAUCUGGCAACUUGGACAAGAUGUUUGCAACAAUCAGCUUGGUGGUAGCACUGACAGUGGUUGUAACCUUUGUCAUUUCUGAAAAAUCAGACAAGUAACAGAAGCUAGUAAAUAAAGACUACUGCAUCUUAUGACUGGAGAUUUUCUUGAAAGGGGAAGACAACAUGGGAGGAAGUCACCCUAAACCCAAAACUGACAUCUUCAUGACAGUCCCACCAACCAGCCCUGAGCCUUGCCUCCUCAGUCACCUCAAAAAAGAACAUUUACUCUUGGCCUUUUUUGCUGGAGCUCUACUGACUCUGCUGCUGCUGGCCUUUGUCUUCCUCAGCAUGAAGAGCUGCAGAAGGUGUCACUCCAGUUCCCAGGCCCUGGAUUCUCAUUCAGAUCCUCCUACCAAGCUUUCAACCAUACAAAAAGACUCACUCACCUAUGCCAGCAUGACUUUCAGACCUUCAGAAGAAAAGAACAAUCACUUGACUAAAAAUAGCUCCUCAGACCUGGAUCCUGUUGUCUAUGCUCAGGUUAAAGUGACAAACUCACAGUUGCCUCUUCAAUGAGGCUUUAAUUCUUCUCAGUCCCCACCCUCGUCCUUUUUUUCCUUUUUACAAAUUUG